Molecule: messenger RNA, 4579 nt
Organism: Lottia gigantea (owl limpet)
Lineage: Eukaryota; Metazoa; Mollusca; Gastropoda; Lottiidae
Exons: 26
Coding region: 151-3198 (1015 amino acids)
Biological process (GO): carbohydrate metabolic process
Molecular function (GO): alpha-1,4-glucosidase activity; carbohydrate binding
Source: RefSeq, a predicted model, not a curated record
GGUGAAAAAGUAACCAAUGGUAAUGAAUAUAAAAAUGUUAAAGUAACGGUUAAUUCUAAGAUACCUUUACACGUGCGUGGUGGUUAUAUUCUACCACUACAAGAACCCGCUAACAAUACAAGAUUCAGUCGAGAAAAGCCAUUUAAAUUGAUGGUGGCUAUGGAAAACAUCCCAGGUCGCGGUUUGUAUGCUUCUGGUCAAUUAUUCUGGGAUGAUGGCGAUUCUAUAGAUACUUAUGAAAAUGGAAUGUAUCUGUCCAUGUAUUUUGAGUGUUUUAAGAAUCGUCUGGAUAUUAGAGUACAGUAUGACAAUAUAACUAAUGGAAAUAAACUGAUGGUUGACAGUAUUGAAAUACUGGGUGUAGAAAACUGGAUGAAUUAUGUUCAUGUUAAUGGUAAAGAACAUAACAGAUUUACUAACCACCAAGCUUACAAGAAACUGUUGAUAGAACACAUUGGACUGGAUUUGGCACAAAAUUCGGUUAUUGAAUGGAGUCGGAAGAGAGAAGGAACACAAGAAGAAUAUGAUAGAAUAGAUUGUCUACCUGAUGCUAAUAAAUAUACAGAUGAACGGACAGAAUGCACAAGAAGAAAUUGUAUAUGGAGACCGGUGAAUGAUGUUGAUGGUAUACCGGUCUGUUUUAUUGAUAACUCACAAUAUGGUUAUAAUAACGUAAACUUGACGUCAACCGUCGGUACAGAAACAUUAUAUCAUUUACAGUGGAGAAACCAAUCUCAGAUGUUCACUGGUGAUAUAUUCAAUGUAACUCUAGCAGUUGAUUAUAUCAAUAAUAAUCUUAUCAGAUUAAAGUUAUUUGAUCCAAGUUCAUCAAGAUAUGAAGUACCCGUUAGUUUAAAUUUUGAACGAGCAACAGUUAACAAUCCCAAGUAUAAAUUCAUCUACGAAAUAGACUAUUUAAAUAGGGUCUCAUUUAAAAUUAAUAGACGUUCAACUAAUACAACUAUAUUUGAUACAUCAAUUGGUGGAUUAACAUUCGCUGACCAGUUCUUGCAGUUAGUGACCAGAGUACCUUCUAAGGAUCUUUAUGGUUUUGGUGAAAAUCGACAUUUCAGUCUACGUCAUGAUUUCAACUAUACAAGAUGGCCGAUGUUUUCAAGGGAUCAAGCACCCGGAUGGGGAGAUUAUGGUAAUCUAUACGGUGUUCAUCCAUUUCAUUCCUGUAUUGAGGACGACCAGGGUAAUACACAUGGUAUACUCUUACUCAAUAGUAAUGCAAUGGAGAUUGGUUUCCAGCCCUCUCCAGCUAUAACCUACAGAACUAUCGGUGGGGUGUUAGAUUUUUAUAUAUUCCUUGGCCCAGAACCAGAGUCAGUCAUUCAGCAGUAUACAAAUAUGAUUGGUCGACCAUAUCUACCUCCAUAUUGGUCUUUAGGGUUUCAGUUAUGUCGCUAUGGUUACAAUAGUUUACAAACUAUGAAAGAAGCAGUAGAUAGAACUAUUGCUGCAGAUAUUCCUUUUGAUGUACAAUAUGCUGAUAUAGAUCAUAUGGAUGAAAGAAUGGAUUUUACUAUUGAUGAGACUAAUUUUGACGAUCUGUCUAAGUUUGUAAGAGAUCUUCAAGAUCGAGGGAUGCGAUUUAUCAUUAUAUUGGAUCCUGCGAUUAUCAGUAAUGUGACAAACUACAGACCAUAUGAGCUAGGCCUAGAGAAGAAUAUAUAUAUCAAAUGGCCAACUGGUAUGAAUCCAGACUAUGAUGAAUAUCAAAAUGAUAAUGUUCUCGGAUAUGUAUGGCCCAAAGGGAAAACAGUUUUCCCAGAUUUCUUGAACCCAAAUUCUAGUUCUUACUGGAGUGAAUUGAUUGUUGAUCACUUUAACGAAAUACCUUACGAUGGGCUGUGGAUUGAUAUGAAUGAACCAGCUAAUUUUGGAACCAAUGAAGAAAGGCCUUUUAACUGGCCAGAGAAAGAUAAACCCUACUGGAGUUUAAAAUGUCCUACCAACAAAUGGGAUGAUCCUCCAUAUAAACCAAUAUCUGUUUAUGGUCCUCGGUUAUCGGAGAAGACUGUUUGUAUGGUCUCACUACAGAAUAAUGGUGUUUAUAGACAUUAUGAUGUUCAUAGUUUAUAUGGUUGGAGUCAAACAGAACCAACAUUAAGAGCACUACAAACAGCCUCUGGUAAACGUGGAAUGGUUAUCUCAAGAUCUACAUAUCCUGGCAGUGGUCAGUAUGCUGGUCAUUGGUUGGGUGAUAAUGACAGUAGCUGGAAACAUCUGUAUGAUUCUAUUAUAGGAAUAAUUGAAUUCAAUUUGUUUGGCAUACCUUAUAUUGGGGCUGAUAUUUGUGGAUUUUUUGGUGAUUCAAGUCCUGAGUUAUGUGAGAGAUGGAUGCAACUAGGAGCUUUCUACACUUACAACAGAAACCACAACGGACUGAACAAUAAGCCACAAGAUCCUGCUGCGUUUGGUGCCGAGGUAGCAUCAUCAUCACGUAAAGCAUUGAGGAUAAGAUAUUCCCUCUUACCUUAUCUUUAUACUCUUUUCUUCAACGUUAACCAGCGUGGUGGUACUGUUAUCAGAGGAUUAUUUCAUGAGUUUCCAACAGAUGAAGUUGCAAGAAAAAUAGAAACUCAAUUUUUAUGGGGUUCAUCAUUUAUGGUUGCACCGGUCUACUUACCCGGAGUGUCAAGGCGAGAAGUAUAUUUCCCGGGUAGGUCAACUAUUUGGUAUGACUAUUAUACGGGAAGUACAAUUAAAUCUAGAGGAGGUUAUGAAACAGUUCCAGCACCAAGAGAUACCAUUCCAUUAUUUAUUCGAGGUGGUUCUAUAUUGCCAACUCAACGUCCUGCUAAUACUACAAUGUCUAGUCGACUGAAUCCAUUCAAGUUAAUAGUGGCGCCUGGUGACAAUGGUAUGGCCAGUGGAACACUUUUCUGGGAUGAUGGUGAGGGAAUAGGAAAUGUUGAAAAUGGCCAGUAUUUUACUGCAGAAUUCACGUCAACGACGACCACAGUAACAAUGGCAGUGACUAAACAACAUAACGUAGUCAACGUUUUAGAAAUACAUAGUAUUAUAGUAUUUAAUAUUCCAUCUAAGCCUUUAGCAACAGAACUCGCCAUUUCUGGAGCCAAUUCCAGUAACACUAACAUACAGUAUAACAGCUUUCAUAAGGUGCUAAAACUGUCAGGAUUCAAGAUUCCACUAUCCAACAACUUCACAUUAUCCUGGAUUUUACCAUAAAAAAAAUAUCAAUAUUUACUUCAUGUUUAUAUAGCUUUAAAUAAUGUUACUGUGAAAUCAAUAUCAUUUGGGAAUUGAUUUUCGUGAAUUUUGAAGAUAUCCAAUCAACCAACACAUAGAGAGUCUUCUUACAAAUUUAAUCAUUCAUAGUUUACAAUUCUCAAAAUCAGCAGUAGCCUUAGCCUAAAUGCUACUGAGUAAAUGGGGGAUUAAAAAGGCUGGUUCUAGCAGAGGGUAUCAAAACAAAAUUUUGGAAUUAAUAUUAAAUUGCACAAAUUUUUAUGAACUAUGAAAAACCAGGAAAAUUUACUUAGGAUAAAUAGAAAUCCACAAAUAUAUGUACCAGGGAAAAUGCUCUAGAGAAAUAUUCUACGCAAUUUCAUUCCUACAAAAUUAAAUGAUUUUACAGUAGCCAUUUCAUAUUAUCUUUCUUUAUAAAAUUCUUGGAUAUUUGUCCACAAAGUGUCUUUUAUAGUUUUGUUGCUAGUUUAAGAUUCACUAACCUAGGUACAUCAAAUUUGGAAUAUGGCCAAAAUCUUAGUUCUAGGUCUGUAUCAACAUUCUCUCAUUAUUAAUGUCGUGGAACUGCAUUCACUUCAUUAUAGUACAUGUAGGCAAACCAUAAGUCAGCCAUUCAGGCUUUGCAUGAGUUAUCAUUUUUUAUUUUAUUAAUGUUUUUAUUAUUUCAACAAAUUACAAAAAAAUUCUCAUAAUCUUAGAUGUGAAUAUUUCAAAUUUCUAUAUGCAAUAUGUUACACAGAACUAAUACAAAUUAAAGAUUUAUUCUCCUUGUUUAUUUCAACGACCUAAUCUAAUCCAGGAGUCGAUUACCACAAUCCCAAAGAAUCAAAACAAUUAGUUCAGUAGGUUAUAAAGCAUGUCAUAUAUGAUAUAAUUUGUUUUUCAUCAUUAUUAUUGGAGUUUUAAAUUACAGUUUUUUAAAUAUAAUAUUUUAUAUUACAUGUACUUUUAUUCUAUAUUUUAUUAAUAGAAUAAAAUAAGUUUAAAAUGUUUAUCAAUGUUUAAUGUAAAAUGUUUAGUUAGAUUCGAAAGUGUCCAAAACCAUUUAUUUCAUAUGCUAUAAGACUGAAAACUGCAUCAAAGUUCAUACUUCCAUCACUCCUUUCUAAUCCUGGCUACAAAUGAAUCAUAAGAGCAUAACCUUUCUUUUUAGUCACAUUUAAAUCCUCAUACUAAUGAUUGUGAUAAUUCUUUGCUUGCACACAAUCAUUUACAGAGGAAAUAACUCAAAAUUCCUCCCUUACAUAGAGGCAAUUGUUCCUAAUAUCCAAAUCCUCCCCUUUUACACAGGGGAAAUAACUAUCAAGCCUUUCACUCCAAUCCUUCCCUAACACAGGGGCAUUAAUUCCAAACCUUUCAA